AUGAGCUUGCAAACCAUGUUUAGAUUAAACAUUGGUGGGCAGUAUGUGUCUCCAGCCCAAGAUUCUGGCCUUUCUAGGAUGUGGUACGACGACACGCCUUACCUGUAUGGUGCAUCCACAGGUGUCACCAACAAAGCUACCAAGGAUGUUCAAAUCAACUACCAGACUAUGCCACAAUACAUUACUCCUGAAACUGUCUACUCAACGUCAAGAUCAAUGGGAGAUGAUAAGAACGCGAACAUAGAAUACAACGUCACGUGGAUUUUCCAAGUUGAUCCAAAUUCCAUGUACCUCGUGAGGUUGCAUUUCUGUGAAUAUUAUUAUUCCAAGGUGAACGAGGUUGUUUUCAAUAUACUUAUCAACAACCAAACGACAGAGCCUCAAGCUGAUGUUAUUGGGUGGACAGGAGGUAAAGGUGUGCCGACUUAUAAGGACUAUAUGAUAUAUGUCCAAGACGGUGAAGGGGAUGAAAAACUUUGGCUUGCACUGCAGCCAACACCUGAGACAAAACCAGAGUUCUAUGAUGCCAUACUCAAUGGGGUAGAGAUAUUCAAGCUCAAUGACACAGAAUUGUCUGGCCCCAAUCCUCAGCCUUCAGACAUGCUCCUAGAAGACCAAGCAGAGGAAAGAGGUUUCCAAACACACGAAGGAUAUAACAGGAAAGACGUCAUUGGUGGAGCUGCUGGAGGUGCUGCAGGUUUUGCUUUUAUGGCGGCAAUCUGCAUUACUGUCUUCAACAAGAAGAAGAGAGUUCCAGGGUCAUCCACAAACACAAGCUGGCAUCCCAUAUACGGAAACUCACACACAAAUGCCAGUAAAUCCAAGUCUGGGAAGAGCAUUUCCAGUGCAAACCUCGCUGCCAUGGCUCGAGGUCUGUGUCGAUAUCUGGGCGAUCACUAUAGUGAUCCAAUCACUGAUCCCCAAUUUCAUUAA
Messenger RNA from Lathyrus oleraceus (garden pea), 933 nucleotides. RefSeq names its product receptor-like protein kinase ANXUR2. The transcript has a single exon. The record is from RefSeq and is a predicted model, not a curated record. Gene Ontology annotation, biological process: protein phosphorylation. The coding region runs from base 1 to 933 and encodes 310 amino acids. Lineage: Eukaryota; Viridiplantae; Streptophyta; Magnoliopsida; Fabales; Fabaceae. Gene Ontology annotation, molecular function: transmembrane receptor protein tyrosine kinase activity.